AUUGUGGUCUGUAGUUGACUGUGGCGAGUUAAGAUUUGCAGUAAAAUAACUUAGGGAGGAAACAUACAACGUGGUCCUUAAUAUUCACAUUCAGUUUGCAAGUUCCAAGAAGGCAGACCUGAGCCUUGAGGAUUAAGCGCUGAUGUUGGACUUUCAGCAGGGUCCCUAGGUGCCUUUCACAGAGGAGAAGAAUCUGUAUAGGGAGAAGACCCACGCUCCAACUCUUUACACUCUUUUCAAUGCUUGGGCAGGCCUGUCUCAGGAUUUUGGACAGGAAUACGGCUCAGCCAACAAAAAGGGCCUUACUGUGUGCCCGCUACCUUGUGUUAGAAUCAAAUGUUUUUUUGGGUUCCUUCUCAGUCCCCAUUAUACCUCCUCUGUGUUGCUAAAAGUCCUCUGACUCUGAGAAUGUGAUGAGCAUGCCACGUGACAACUUUAGCAUCCUUAAUCACUCCCUUGGUCACUCAGCCAAUCUCUGAUUUGAGCCACCCAUCAGGCCUUGCUUCCCAAGCUUUUCGGGAACCUCGGUAUAUAAGAGGCACGUGGUCUAAGCUUAUGGAGGGCAAACCUUAGCAGACAUUUCCAAAUGCAGCAAGCAAAAGAAAACAAAACCCCUAAACUGCUGAGUCAUCACAUGAAAGAAGUCGACCUUCAGAGCUGACAUCUGCCACCUUAUUAAUUAUGGGAAGCAGAUACAGAGGGGUAAAGCGAUUUGACCAGGAAUCUGUCUCACACCUCAAAGGACAGGUCACUGCUACACUGUACAGGAGAGGUGGUGGCAGUGGGAGGGGCAGGAGGGGACAUGAUUAAAUAGAUCUAGUAAAAAUACUUCCGUGGUGGCAGCGGCAGCCUUCACUCCUCUCGCUGUAUCUUUUUAAAAAAGAUCCUAUUUCCGAGACAAAGGCAAUAUAACCUAACAAUAUUUCCUGAGAUUGCCGGAUGCUAAGAAUUGCUCAAGAACACUUGUUAUACACACUUUCUCGGGACACUCCAUUGGAGUUCGAUAGGUCUAGGACAGGACCUGGAACAAUCACCGUGCGCAAUUCUUACAAGUUAGGGUGUUUCAAUAAAAAAGUGUUAAAAGACUACAAAUUAGGAUGUUUUAACAAAAAGAAUUCACGAUACCGUUUUGUGCAGUCUUAAGCUUCAUGAUAGUAUCCCUACCACAUAACAUCCCCUACCACGUAACAGACAAAUUAAAAACCCUGUCCUACAGAAAUGUCCUUUUUCCUCCUCGUUCCUUACGUCCUUUAUCUGUCACCAUCCCUAACAUAGAGCUGGAGUAGUUUUCCUCCAUCCUAGGUGCGCGAGACACAGGCUCUACGCGGAACCGGUUGGGCUAGAGGCCACGUCCCCGUCCGGCGACCGUUCGCUCCCGUGCCGUGCUCCCAUUGGCUGGAAGUUCCCUCGUCCGGAGCCCGAGCGGUCCCUACUCGCCACGCCAGCCCAUCCGAAUACGCCCGCCCAGGGGGCGGGGCCAGGAGGGCGGGGCGGAAGGAGGGGCGGGGCCUGGCGGCGCUGGAGAGGAACGGGUGGCCUAUGGCGCGGGAGGGAGUCCGCUGCCGCGCUCCGCGAGGCCAGGCCGGGGCCGGGCCAAUCCGGGCGACUGGGCGGGCGAAAGUGGGGCCUGGCCGGCCGGGCCCUAGGUGCUGGGGGUGUGGGGACAAUGGGCCAGUUCCUGGUGCGUCACGAGGGAGUUCCUUAAAGGGGAAGUGAGCGGAGCUACUGGGCGGACGUGGGGUGCGGUGGUCGGCGGGGAAGGCCCCCCGCGUUUGUAAAUAAUGCCCGCGGCGCCCGCGCGACCAUGCAAUGGCGAGCGCUCGUCCUGGGGCUGGUGCUCCUCCGGCUUGGCCUCCACGGAGUGCUGUGGCUCAUCUUCGGGCUGGGGCCCAGCAUGGGCUUCUACCAGCGCUUCCCGCUCAGCUUCGGCUUCCAGCGCCUGAGGGGCCCCGACGGCCCCGCGUCUCCCGCCUCGGGGCCCGCGGGCCGGCCCGGGACGCCCGGGGGGCCGUCGGUGCCAUCGUGGCUUCAGCCGCAGGUCCCUGGGGCGGCGGCGGGGCGGCGGCGGGCUCCGCGGCGGCCCGGGCCGGACAUCUGCGGCCCGGGCCACUGGGGCUACGUACUGGGCGGCCGGGGCCGCGGCCGGGACGAGUACGAGAAGCGCUACAGCGGCGCCUUCCCGCCGCAGCUGCGCGCCCAGAUGCGCGACCUGGCGCGGGGCAUGUUCGUGUUCGGCUACGACAACUACAUGGCGCACGCCUUCCCCGAGGACGAGCUCAACCCCAUCCACUGCCGCGGCCGAGGACCCGACCGCGGGGACCCUUCAAAUCUGAACAUCAAUGAUGUCCUAGGGAAUUAUUCACUGACUCUUGUUGAUGCGUUGGAUACACUUGCAAUAAUGGGAAAUUCAUCCGAGUUCCAGAAGGCAGUCAAGCUAGUGAUCAACACAGUGUCAUUUGACAAAGAUUCCACCGUCCAAGUCUUUGAGGCCACAAUAAGGGUCCUGGGAAGCCUUCUUUCUGCCCACAGAAUAAUAACUGACUCCAAGCAGCCCUUUGGUGACAUGACGAUUAAGGAUUAUGAUAAUGAGUUGUUGCAUAUGGCUCACGACCUGGCCGUGCGGCUCCUCCCUGCCUUUGAGAACACCAAGACCGGGAUCCCCUACCCUCGGGUGAACCUAAAGACAGGCGUUCCUCCCGACAGCAAUAAUGAGACGUGCACGGCCGGCGCUGGUUCCCUGCUGGUGGAAUUUGGGAUUCUGAGUCGCCUGCUGGGCGAUUCCACGUUUGAGUGGGUGGCCAGGCGAGCUGUGAAAGCCCUUUGGAACCUGCGGAGCAGCGAUACGGGAUUGUUAGGCAAUGUUGUGAACAUUCAGACGGGCCAUUGGGUCGGAAAGCAGAGUGGCUUGGGUGCCGGACUGGACUCCUUCUAUGAAUACCUCUUGAAGUCUUACAUUCUCUUUGGAGAAAAAGAAGACCUAGAAAUGUUUAAUGCUGCAUAUAAGAGUAUUCAGAACUACUUAAGAAGAGGUCGGGAAGCCUGUAACGAGGGGGAAGGGGACCCGCCCCUCUACGUCAAUGUGAACAUGUUCAGCGGGCAGCUGAUGAACACGUGGAUUGACUCUCUGCAGGCGUUCUUCCCAGGACUGCAGGUUCUGAUAGGAGACGUGGAAGACGCCAUCUGCCUGCACGCCUUCUACUACGCCAUAUGGAAGCGCUACGGGGCCCUCCCCGAGAGGUACAACUGGCAGCUGCAGGCCCCCGACGUGCUCUUCUACCCGCUGAGACCCGAGCUGGUGGAGUCUACGUAUCUCCUCUACCAGGCAACGAAGAAUCCCUUCUACCUCCAUGUAGGAAUGGACAUUCUGCAGAGUCUGGAAAAGUACACAAAAGUCAAGUGUGGCUAUGCUACGCUGCAUCAUGUCAUCGACAAAUCCAAAGAGGACCGGAUGGAGAGCUUCUUCCUCAGCGAGACCUGUAAAUACUUGUAUCUGCUCUUUGAUGAGGAGAAUCCAGUACACAAAUCUGGAACCAGAUACAUGUUUACAACUGAGGGACACAUCGUGUCUGUGGACGAACAUCUUCGGGAGUCACCCUGGAAGGAGUUCUUUUCUGAAGAGGGAGGGCAGGACCCAGUGGGGAAGUCCGGGCCCAGGCCCAGACCUCAGGAGCUAAGCGUCAUCAACUCCAGCUCCAAUUGCAAUCGUGUUCCUGAUGAGAGGCGAUAUUCCCUGCCCUUAAAGAGCGUCUACAUGCGACAGAUUGACCAGAUGGUUGGCUUGAUUUGAUCUGCUCUCCCCUGUGUGGCCUCAUCUGAAACUGGACCUAAAAGCAGCUGAACCCAGGCCAGGCUGACGCCCAGUCCGAAGUGGAGGAGGAUGGGAGUCUGGCUGUCCACGAUGGUGUGGGAAUCUCUGUCCAGUUCCGCAGCCGCAUCUGGUAGAUUCUUGGAUACUUUAGCGUUUCUCUUCUGUUCAAUAAAACGCCCUGCUUGUCUUAAGGGUAUACUUUGAAGUGAGAAGGUACAUAGAAGUUGGCUUCUUACGACGUGCUGAUGUUACUGUGCACCGUGGAUGGGCCUCUUUGGCUGGAUCUUCAGACCUUCCUACUCUGGAACGCGUCGAGUCUUCUCUGCCGGCGCUUGCGUGACCGCCGCCUGGCGACCUCUCUGCCAGAGGAUUGUGAAUGAAUUUCUGUGCAACAGGGCCUGUGGUUCCCCUGACAUCCCUAUUUACUGCAUUUUGUCAUCCUCUCUCUCUUAUUGGAUAAUUAGGCUGUCUCCCAGGUCUCCACCCGCGAUUGUCAGUCACAUGGGGAAAAAUCAUCCAGUUACGCGUUUGCGCCCCGUGCGGUUCGUCGCGGUGUUACAGUUUAUUUGCUCACGAAUUUAUCCGAAUUCUAACAGGCAGUCUCUUAAGUUGUUGCCUCACAGUUUAAGAGCUUAACAGGUAGAUCUUUUGAAUGGUGUUCUACAUUUAUCGUGAACUCACCUGAGGAUCUCCCAUAGUUUCAGAACCAGGUGCCUUUGAAGGGAGAGAAAAAUACCUACGAUCGUCUGAGCUUUCAUCUGUCUUAUAUUUACUAACCAAGGAGUAUCGGUUCCGACCGUGUUUGGGUUGGAAUUGUUUUGUCUUUGUUUCCUGCGUCUAGUGCCAAUCAGCUGAGUCAGGGAGAAAGAAAUGAUCAGAUGACUUUCUGGCUUCCUUGAGCCGUUUCUCUGUGUAAUGCACGCUUUUGAUGAGUGCCUUAUCCUCUUUUGGUUUGGGCCACUGGAUGUCACAGCUGCUGCUAUGAUUUUAACAGCCUUGUUUUGUAUUGCUACAUGGUGUGACAACAGCGGAAGGGGGCAUGGGGUGGAUAUCAGGUAGGUUCUGGAAACUUCUUGGCCAGUCCUUGCCUUUCAACCUGAUAUUUUAAGCAAGCAUAUAUAAACAGGAAGUUGUGCUAAAACGCCUCUUUUCUUUGUUGGUAUCAUUUCCUUAGUGAGCACGGAACUGUGUCUCUUUGAACUUGUGCAGAGGGCUCAGAGAAAGCAGAGGUGGGUGUGAGCUCUGAGCUUUGGCUUCCCUGUAACAUCAGAGGUUGAAAUGAACCUCAAUAGAAAAGGUAGGAAGUCUCUUAAAAACCUCCAAUUUCACCUGUCAUGUGGCUCAGGCGUCACUGCUAGGACACGUCAAAUGAUUUUAUUUUAGUCUUUUUAAAGCUAGAAAGGAAUGCUGCGUAAACCAUGGCAUUUUCAGUCAAAAGGGAGGGAUUUUAUUCUUCUUGAAAAUUUAAGUGUUGCUGUCUUUAAAAUAGAUAUCUAAUUCAGUUCUCUGAGGUUUUUAGAAGAGGGAUUUUCAGUAAUCAAUGUCACCUCUGUCUUUUAAGCAUUUACUGUGCAAAUGUUUUAAAGG
Messenger RNA from Kogia breviceps (pygmy sperm whale), 5395 nucleotides. It is a transcript of the gene EDEM1, whose product is annotated as ER degradation enhancing alpha-mannosidase like protein 1. The record is from RefSeq and is a predicted model, not a curated record. Gene Ontology annotation, biological process: endoplasmic reticulum mannose trimming; mannose trimming involved in glycoprotein ERAD pathway; carbohydrate metabolic process. Gene Ontology annotation, cellular component: endoplasmic reticulum; membrane. Gene Ontology annotation, molecular function: calcium ion binding; mannosyl-oligosaccharide 1,2-alpha-mannosidase activity. Lineage: Eukaryota; Metazoa; Chordata; Mammalia; Artiodactyla; Physeteridae.